UCAUUAGCAAGGUGACUCUACCAACAAAAGUAAUCGGUCUUUCGAACACCUGGGCACCACGUAGAGCCUGUGAGCUGCUGUUUCACGGGUGAAAUCGCGGUCCUUGUUGGUGAGGCUGCAGGCAGAGAUCAAACGCCAGAGCCCGCCGUUCCCUCAGGAUUGUUCUGCCGUUCCGCGCCCUCAGCGCCCACCGGGACCUCCCGGCCGGGCGGCGCUGUGCGCGCGCUCCAUGGCGCCGGGGCCGCUCUGCCCGCGCUCUAUGGUGCUGCCGCCGCUCUGCUCUCGCUCCGCGCCGACCGUGCCGCUGUUUCCCCCCUCCGUGGCCGUGCCGCCGCUCCGCCCGGGCCGCCUGUAGCCGCCCUCGUCCCCGCCGUCCCCUGUGUGCCCGCUGUGCCCUCAGCCCCGGCCCGCCGUGCCCCCGCCCUGCGCGGCCGCCCGCCCGUCUCUAUGCCCCGCGCGUUCCCGGCGGGGCGGGCGGGAUGUGGCGGCUGCUGCUGGGCCGGGGCCGCUGCGCGCCCACCCCCGCCCGCCCCGCCUGUGCCCCCGGGCUGGGCGGCGGCCGCGGCCACAGCCCCGAGCGGGCGCCCUCGUGUCAGGAUGGCCCGGAGCGAGGAGGACGGCGGCAGGCGCUGCCCGGCCUGGUGCCCCGCUACUCGGUGCGGGAGGCCGUCACCUGGGGAGCCGUGGGCGCGCUGCUGCUGCAGCUGCUCCGGCACAUCGCGUGGCUCAGGUCGCUGCCGGACGCCCGGACAGAGCGAAGGCUUCCCUGGCGUUCCUCGCUGCCCCCCCAGCCCGCAGUGGUGACCGAUGCCUCAACCAGCUGUCCUGGCGAACAGCUGGGCUCCCAGGUCCUGCAGAAAACAAGUCCAGAGGCUGUCGCAGAGAAUUCAUCCUCAGGCAUCCCCUCGGGGCAAGGGGAGAGCCAGCCCUGGGCAGCAGCAGGGGAAUUCCAAAUCCCUGUGAGCUCCAGGGUGGGGCCAGUUCUCCACAGUGCAAAGGGUGACCCAGCUCAGCGAGGGCAUUUAGAGGAAGCCGCUUUCCAAUUGCAGCAGAUUUUCCGAAUUGAUAUUUCCAUUGCAUUGAAUAUCCUUGGCAUCGAGAGCAUGAGGGCGGGGCACUGCCGAGCAGCCUUCACCUGCUUCAAACUGGCGGCGGAUCGGGGCUACAGCAAAGCGCAGUUCAACGUGGGGCUGUGCUACGAGCACGGCAGGGGCACGGAGAGGGACUUGGAAAAGGCAGGUUUUUAUUACUGCCAGGCAGCCAGCAGCCAUCACCCCAUGGCCCAGUACCGCUACGCCAGGUACCUGCUCCAGCACGGCCCUGGCAGCUUCUGGGACAGGCAUUGCAAGGCUGUGGCACUCCUGGAGCGAGCAGCAGGGGCUGGCAUCACCGAGGCACAGGCUUAUCUUGGAGUGUUCUACAUGACAGGGCUGCAGCCCCAGGAGAAGAGAGGUCUGAAGUACCUGCUGCAGGCAGCAAACAGUGGGGAUGCCCAGAGCAGGUACCACGUGGGCGUUUGCUACGAGCAGGGCCUGGGGGUGCAGCAGGACGUGGCGGAGGCGCUGAGGCACUACCGGCAGUCGGCAGCCGCUGGGAACAGGCAGGCCCAGGAGAGGCUGCGGGCGUGGGAGCAGGAGCUGCAAGAUGAGCACACAAAGCAUCCAUUCCUUUCAGGAUUAAGAGCCUCCUCCUCCAGUCCCGAUUUCUGGACUAUCGAACCUGUGUCUACAGUUCUCCACAGCAGCCAGCCAGGACAGUGUGGCCUAAGCCUGCCCCACUCCUGGAGCACAGGCAGGCUGCACAUGAUGCUGCUGAGCAGCGCAGGAUGGGGCCGUGCCUUCGGAGCCAGGGCAGUGCCACUGCAGCUGCAGGGCUGGGAGCCCCAGCACUGCUGGCACUAGAGCAGGCAGUCAGUGACACAAGCAGGCAGAGGGCAAGGCAGCCCUGGGGUUGGCUGGAACCAGGCUGGCAGUGAAUGGAAAGGGAAAGCUCUCUGCUCAAGGAACAGGGGCAUUUUUAAACACCUUGGGUUUGAGAAUAAACCUUGUGGUAUCUCCUA
Molecule: messenger RNA, 2059 nt
Organism: Prinia subflava (tawny-flanked prinia)
Lineage: Eukaryota; Metazoa; Chordata; Aves; Passeriformes; Cisticolidae
Gene: DELE1
Product: DAP3 binding cell death enhancer 1
Exons: 11
Coding region: 480-1901 (473 amino acids)
Biological process (GO): extrinsic apoptotic signaling pathway via death domain receptors
Cellular component (GO): mitochondrion
Molecular function (GO): protein binding
Source: RefSeq, a predicted model, not a curated record